AUGAUGCAGGCUGGUGGACCGAGUCGGUCAGUCAUGAUGGGACAGACACAAGGUUCCUACAUGGGUGUACCAAAUGUCGUUUCCCAGUCUGGUUCUUCAUAUCAACAGAUUGUUUCCUUGCUUCAUCAGUCAUUCAAAAAUCCGAACUGGCCUCCAAAUUUCAUAACUCCCGAUAACGUUUUGGAUUAUUUUUGCGAUCCAGGAAAUGUUUUUUACGAUGUUUCUUCGUGCAAUCAGCAUAUCAGAAUGCAAAAUCUUAAUCGACCUUUGCACGAAUGCCUACAGUCUAUGCAAGGUAUCCAAUAUACGGUUGUUGGCACUUUCCCUCCAUUGUAUGUUAUAAUGAAACAGCGUCGGAAUAGUCCUACAAAUGUUACACCUCUGGCCUAUUACUACAUAGUAAAUGGAACAGUGUAUCAAUGUCCGGAUAUUUAUACAUAUAUUCAAUCAAAAUUGAUUAGUAUUGUUGAUCCACUUCGACAAGCUCUUGAACAAGCUCGGAAUUUUAAUAGAUUCAAUAUUGCUAAAGGAUAUUAUUGGGAAUUCAAAGAUUCGGAUGGUGAAACUGUUAAAAAAGCAACAGAAGAGGAAGAAAAGCCACAGCUUGCCCGAAGUACUUUUUAUCAACGAACUCGGACGGAUCAGAUAUUGCGGGAACUUUUUGCUAAAUUUCCACCUCCUGACGACGUUCAGUUUAAUUUUGGUGGAAAUGAAAUAUCUGUAGAAAACGACACUAGUGGUGUAGUUGAGAAAUCUGUACAGAGUUCGUCUGUAAACAAUCAGAAUUUGACGGCAACGGAAGAUCCAACAUCGGGAAUUAGCCAACAGACUGCUUUUACAUCACCAUCAAGUGUCCCUCUAAUUCCUGCUCAUCGGAGUACUGCAGAGUCUUCUAGUGGCCCUCUAAGUUUUCCUGGAACUAUACCAGUUUUGGGAGUAUCAUCGACGGAUUCGCAACACGAAACUGACACUAAACGUUUCAAAACAAAUUGA
Messenger RNA from Brugia malayi, 993 nucleotides. RefSeq lists its product as uncharacterized. Gene Ontology annotation, molecular function: transcription coactivator activity. Gene Ontology annotation, cellular component: core mediator complex; mediator complex. Gene Ontology annotation, biological process: regulation of transcription by RNA polymerase II. NCBI's taxonomy places the organism in Eukaryota, Metazoa, Nematoda, Chromadorea, Rhabditida, Onchocercidae. The transcript is spliced from 7 exons. The record is from RefSeq and is a predicted model, not a curated record. The coding region runs from base 1 to 993 and encodes 330 amino acids.